This is a messenger RNA of Ipomoea triloba (trilobed morning glory), 1888 nucleotides long. RefSeq names its product mitochondrial import inner membrane translocase subunit TIM44-2-like. Lineage: Eukaryota; Viridiplantae; Streptophyta; Magnoliopsida; Solanales; Convolvulaceae. The record is from RefSeq and is a predicted model, not a curated record. Gene Ontology annotation, biological process: protein import into mitochondrial matrix. The transcript is spliced from 15 exons. The coding region runs from base 158 to 1642 and encodes 494 amino acids. Gene Ontology annotation, cellular component: mitochondrial inner membrane. Gene Ontology annotation, molecular function: protein-folding chaperone binding.
UAGCAUCUAGGGUUAUUUCUUCAAUUUUUCGUCAGAACAUCCAUCUCCAACGUCCACAGUUGGACACCUCAAAACAAUAUUUCUGAAGAAUUUUGGUUGAAAGUGGAAAGCUUGAAGGGGAUAGGAUUAUGCGUGCCACAUUCAUCCGUGGACUUCAAUGGCCAGCAGAAAAUUAGUUCGAGAUUUUUUGCUUUCCAAAAGACAACCCGUUUUCCAUCAGCUAUUAGUACCUCAGCAGGUGGCUUCAAGCAGAGGUGCAACAAGUUUGAGAUUGGGUCAGGCAUAUGGCUAUGUUUGUAAUCGUCAAUUCAGUGUAUUCAAUGAAUUCUCUCAGAAACUUAAAGGUGAAGUUAACAGAAACAAGGAAUUUCAGCAGUCAGUCAAAGAACUGAAAGAUAAAGCAGAAGAGCUUCAAGGAGUCAAAGAAGAUCUAAAAGCAAGAACAAAGCAGACUACUGAGCAGCUUUACAAGCAUGUGGAUGGUGUCUGGACAGAGGCUGAAUCUACAGCAAAGAAGGUUUAUGCUAAUGUCGGGGAAAAGGUUUCUGCUGCUAAGGAAGAGGUCAAAGAAACUUUUGGAUAUGGGAAGCAAGACUCUGAAGGAUCAAAUGUAAACUCCGACAGUUGCAGCUCAAAUACCAAAGAUACAAACCAUUCUACAAGUGGAGAAAAGCAGCAACAGCAUCAGAAACCUGAUUUCCAUGGUACUGCAGAAACAGUUUUUGGCAAGGUUAAGUGUGCUGCUUCCUCCAUUUCUUCAAAAGUCUUGCCAUCCAUCCAGAAACUCAAGGAAGCAAAGCCAAUUGACUUAGCAAAAAAGGGGUACACUAUUGUAGUGGAUGAGUUAAAAGGUACUGCAAGUAAGAGGAAGCACCUUGAAGCUCCCUUAGAAUCCCCAAAGGCAAACAUUGAGCGGAGCACAAGGACUGAUAUUGUUGUUUUACCCUCAAAAGAAUCCAGAUGGAGUAAGAAGUGGGAGGCUUUCAAGGAAAAAAUGCAAGGCAACCCCCUUUUUAAGCGUGUCAGGGGAGCAAGUGAACCUGUGGUCACAAAGAGUCAAGAGAUUGCAGAAGAUAUUCGGGAAAGAUGGGAGACUAGUGAUCAUCCUGUGGUUCACAAAAUCCAAGAUAUAAAUGAAACUGUGUUUGGGGAAUCAAGUGCUGCAUUGUCAUUUAAGGAAAUACGUCGCAGAGACCCGACAUUCUCUUUACCAGAUUUUGUUUCUGAGGUUCAAGAAGUAAUCAGACCUGUCCUUGAGGCUUUCUAUAAAGGAGAUAUUGAAGUACUUAAAAAGUAUUGUGCCUCCACGAUGGUUGAGCGGUGUAAAGCAGAGCAUGCGGCUUUCAACAGUCAGGGUUAUGUUUUUGAUAAUAAAGUUCUUCAUAUUUCUGAAGUCGAAGUUCGAGAGACAAAAUUGAUGGGAGAAACUCCCAUAAUCAUUUUAGCAUUCCAAACGCAGCAGGUAUAUUGUCUACGUGAUAAAUUGGGCUCCAUAACAGAAGGGGGAAAGGACUCAAUUCACACGGUAUAUUAUGCUUGGGCGAUGGAACUAGUGGAUGCAGAUGAAGCUGGAGAGGGCGCAGUUUGUCCCCUAUGGCGGCUUAGGGAGAUGCAACAAUUUGGCGUCGCGGCCCUUAUAUAACAACAUUUUUUGCCCAAUUAUGAGUGGAGUUAGCUGUUGUAUCAGUUCUUUCUUGCCUGGAGUUAAGAAAAUUUUUAUUAUUACAAAUCUGAACUCCAUACUACAGAGAGAAUUCAUGUUCUAGACUAGUGGACAAUAAUAUUUUUUCUGGGAUUCAAUGAUUUUCUCAGCUGCAAAAUGUAUGAUUUUGCAUGGAAACAAAUGAGUAUUGUGCACCCAACAUACAUAAAGUUCACAUUUAGCAAA